This is a messenger RNA of Musca domestica (house fly), 3246 nucleotides long. RefSeq names its product fibrinogen alpha chain. The record is from RefSeq and is a predicted model, not a curated record. Bases 156 to 2957 code for a protein of 933 amino acids. The transcript is spliced from 7 exons. Lineage: Eukaryota; Metazoa; Arthropoda; Insecta; Diptera; Muscidae.
ACAACACCAAAACCAACAACAACAACAACAACAACAACAACAUCUGCAGCAAUAUUAAUUCCAGUGCAAAUAACAGAAGCCAACAAAAGAAACAACAAAACAUCAGUAACAACGACAAGAACAAUAAAACAGCAAAGAACAGCAAAGAUCAUGUAAUGCAAAAAGCAACAACAACAACAACAACAACAUAUUCUGCCAGUUCAUCUUCAUCUUGGUCACCCAAAAGGCCAACGAAUUCUACACUGGCCAGAACAACAUCAUCAUCAUCAUCAUCGCCGUCAUCAACGCCGUUGUCGUUCUCGUCGUCACCCUUGUUGUUUUUGUCAACGGCAUUGUUAUCUUUGUUGGGUUCUUCAACAACGUCAUCAUCAUCGGCUACAACAUCAUCAUCGUCAUCACGUUUGUCUUCAUCAUCAUCGCCUUCGUCCUCAUCUAUGACCGUUGCUCUUCUAUUGAUCGUCUGCAUUCUAAACAGCCACGUUGUUGUUGGCGUUACAACAACGGGCGCUGUCCGUCCCGGCACCGGCAAUCCCUCGGCACGUCUGCCACGUACCAGUGCCAGCCAGCUGAAUAGCGGUAAUACGACCGGCAACAGCAAUGCCUACAAGUUGGCAGCCAAAUCGCUGAACAACAACAACACCAACAAUCGCAAUGGCAAUUUACGCACAAGAGAACAACAAUUACUCAACAUUUUCGAAGUAAUCAUAAACACAUUGGAGGGUAAAUUAAAACGAAUCGAUAAUCUGGACAAAUCCGUGGAGCAUAUGAUGAGACGCAUGGAGAUAUUGGAUAAUCGUGUUUCAGAUAAUUUAAUUAAAACCGAUUCUGUCAUAUCGAAACUACGAUCCUUGGAUGUUAAAAUAUCCAAUGACAUUAUCGAUUCCGCCACAGCAGCUGCUUUGAAUUCCGAAACAACUCGACGAUCGGGAACCUCCAGCAAUGGUCGUUCUGCACGCACUUCUACCGCCUCGUCAACCAUUCAGUUGGACAGUCGCCUGGUCUUGUUGGAUCAAAAGGUCAGUGACAUUGAUUCCAAAUUGGAGGGUUUGAAAAAUCAAAUUGACAACAAUCUUCUGCAAGUGGAUGAAUUCAAUGCAGAGGCCAGUGAAAAGAAACCGAUCAGCAUGAAUGUCAUUGAAAUAACCAAGGCCAUGAAUGCUGAGGUUAUGUCUCAUGUUUCCAGCGAGCUAAGCGAGUUGAGAGAUACCACCGAUAAUAUUGAUAAGAAGUUGCAAUUUCACAUCAACAUUGUGUCGGAAAAUGUGGGACGUAUGCUGCGUAUGGUGGGUGACAUCCACGAGGCAGUGGUGGAUCAUCAUGCGGACUAUAACAAUGUUAAUGCCACCACCACAGCCAUGCCUUUGAUUAAGUCCAGUAAAAUUGAUGCCUUGGUUAAGAAAAUCAGUCCCAUGGUAUCGGUAUCGGAAAAAAUGGAUGAAGUAUGGGAUGUUGUGGUAGGCACGAAGUCGUCGGUGGAUCAUUUACUACCCAAAUCGGAUGCUCUUCUGACCCAAACCCAACGCCAGGAAAGGGCUAUUGGUGAAAUUCAUCAGGAUUUGAAAACGAAAACUAAUUUGAUUAUCAAUAACUUGGAUAUGGUGGAGAAACGUCUGAAGAAACAGGAAGAUGAUGUUCAGUUGCUGGCCCAGCGACCCGUCCCAGCUGAAUUGUUAAUGGAUCCUACAAUUGAUCGUUUGGUGGAAUAUGAUCCAAAUAGAUACUCCGUCAUAGAUGAUUAUACCGUACAGAGUAGUAGUUCCACAACAACAACAACAGCUCAAACAACACCCUCAACAGCUUCACUGGGAGCAACAACACCCACACCAACCUCAACACAUUCUUCUUCCUCUUCAUCAUCCUCUUCCUCCUCCUCGUCUUCUUCUUCUUUCUCCUCCUCUUCUUCUUCGUCCAUAAACACCACACCCACAGUAGUGUUGGCUUCUUCCUAUCAAUCUUCUGGUACAUUUGCUUCUACCACUCCAAUACCCACAACAAAUGCAGCAGGUGUUAAUUUUAAUCAAACUACUUCCUCAUCAUCAUCGUCCUCUUCUUCGUCGUCUACAUCGUCAACAACAACAAGCAGUACUUCAUCAUCUUCGUCGACCGCAUCGCAAAUGUCUUCGUCCUCGUCGAAACCUCUGUCGCGUAAAGGUGGCAUCAUAUUCCCCAGUGUCAAGAACAAGCCUUCGGUGGUGAAUAACACCUUUACCACGGAUAUACUGACCAUCAAGGAUGUUAAGGGUUUCUCUUGCGUUGAUUUAUUAAACGCCGGCAUGAAACAAUCCGGGGUCUUCUAUUUGCAAAUACGCGGUACCACCUAUUGGUUUUUGAAGGUAUUCUGUGAACAGGAGGUGGCCGAUGGCGGUUGGACGGUUAUACAAAGACGUGAUGAUUUCGGUGAGCCACGUGAGAAUUUCAAUCGUGAUUGGGCGGAUUAUAAGAACGGUUUUGGCGACCCAGCCAAGGAAUUUUGGUUGGGCAACGAAAACAUCUAUAUGCUAACGAACAAUGAAGAUUAUACGUUGAGAGUGGAGUUGGAGGAUUUUGAAGGCAACAAGAGAUAUGCCCAAUAUGCCCACUUUAAAAUCCAUUCGGAGGCCGACUAUUAUAAACUGGAAAUUGAUGGCUAUGAGGGUAAUGCUGGCGAUUCGCUGAAUGAUCCCUGGUAUGGUUCGAACAACAGUCCAUUCUCCACGUACAAUCGUGACAACGAUAGAUCUUCGUUGAACUGCGCCAGCAUGCUCAAGGGUGGUUGGUGGUGGAAGUCAUGCGGCCGAGGUCUUAAUGGAUUGUAUUUACAUGAUCCCCAAGAUUUAACUGCCCGCCAGGGCAUUGUUUGGUUCCGCUGGCGUGGAUGGGAUUAUACCCUUAAGAAGGCCACAAUGAUGAUUAAGCCGCGUGGACCCCAACCCAUGGGUUCGAAUUCAGCAUCAUCGUCUUCGGCGGGAUCGGCGUAAAAUGCCGUAAACCCCUUACUACUACGACUACAAACUAUUUUUUUUUUUAACAAAAAGCGAGAAAGUGGAAAAUUGAACACUUUUUUUAUAAUUUGUAAAAAGGCACAAAUCAUCAUGAAAUCAUCAUCUCUGUUUUUUGAAAAACAAAAAUUAUUAUUUAUAAAAAAAACAAAUCACCAAUUUCGAAACAUAAUUCCAUUUUAUCCAAAUGAGAAAGGAAUUGAAAUUCCAAAAUUAGAUUUUGGAAUUUCCAUAAUUAUAUUUCAUUUUCAAAGGCUGGAGAUUACAC